UUUAGUUCUUACUUCACCACCCCACACUACACUACAAUCUCACACCAAAAAGAAAAGAUUGAUAUAUAUAUUCUUGUGAUCAUCACAGGUAUAUUACAUUGAUCCAAAAGGAUAUAUAAAAUCUCUUUUUCACCAUGAAGAUAAAGAUAACAAGCAAAACACAUGUGAAACCAAACAAGCCAAUACUAGGGAAGCAACAAUUCCAGCUCACCACAUUUGAUCUUCCUUACCUAGCUUUCUACUACAACCAGAAGUUUCUGCUCUACAAGUUCCAGAACCCUCUAGAUCUCGAGGAACCCACUUUCCAAAACAAUGUCGUGGAGAAGCUCAAGGACGGUUUGAGUUCGGUUCUUGAAGACUUUUAUCAGCUUGCUGGUAAGCUGGCCAAGGACGACGAAGGGGUCUUCCGAGUUGAGUACGAUGCUGACGACGAAGAGAUCAACGGCGUGGAGUUCUCGGUUGCUGAAGCUCCUGACGUCAGCGUCGGUGAUCUCACGGUUGAGGAUGGGACAGCUAAGCUCGAGGAGUUGGUUCCGUACAGCAGGAUCUCGAAUUUGGAAGGACUUAGCAGGCCUCUCCUUGUUAUCCAGGUGACCAAACUUAAAGAUGGGCUUGCAAUGGGCCUAGCUUUCAAUCACGCAGUGCUAGACGGAACUGCCACAUGGCACUUCAUGAGCUCAUGGGCCGAGAUUUGCCGUGGGGCCAAAACCAUCUCGACCCAGCCUUUCCUGGACCGAGCUAAGGCGCGUGACACACGUGUGAAGCUGGACCUAACUGCCCCAAAGGACCCCAACGCCGGGGAUGGUGCGGCGGAACCGCCGCAGCUGGUAGAGAAAGUCUUCAGGUUCUCAGACUCCGCCAUCCACACGAUCAAGUCAAGAGCCAACUCAGUCAUCCCAUCCGACGGCUCAAAACCUUUCUCCACUUUCCAGUCCCUCACAUCGCACAUCUGGCGCCACGUCACCCUCGCGCGUGGGCUCAAACCCGAAGACAUAACUGUCUUCACUGUCUUCGCCGACUGUCGCCGCCGCGUCGAUCCUCCGAUGCCGGAGGAGUAUUUCGGGAACAUGAUCCAGGCGAUCUUCACGGGGACCGCGGCGGGGCUUCUGGCGGCGCACGGGCCGGAGUUCGGAGCUUCGGUGGUGCAGAAAGCGAUCGUGGCUCACGAGGCGCGUGUGGUGGACGCGCGGAACGAGGAGUGGGAGAAGUCGCCGAAGAUAUUCCAGUUCAAAGACGCGGGAGUGAACUGCGUGGCGGUGGGGAGCUCGCCGAGGUUCAAGGUGUACGAGGUUGAUUUCGGGUGGGGAAAACCGGAAACGGUUAGGAGCGGGUCGAACAACCGGUUUAAUGGGAUGAUGUACCUGUACCAAGGGAAAGCUGGAGGUAUAAGUAUAGAUGUGGAGAUCUCUCUGGAAGCUCAUGUCAUGGAGAAGUUAGAGAAGAGUAAAGAGUUUUUACUUGUCGAAGAGGAAGAUGGAAAGAAUCUCAGCAAUGGCAAUGCUAAUGGUAACGGUUUGGUUUGAAGUUUAUCAAAGCGAGUUAAUUAAUCAAAACUUCAAAUCUGGUUUUCGGGUUAAUGAGCUGAUUAUAUGUCAGUGGUCGUAUUAAAGUUUGCUCUUUGUGUUGAUAAUAAUCAGCAGAGUGCUGGCGUGUGAGUUGUAAGUGUGUUGGUUUGUGACUUUGGUGUGUGUUCGGACAAUGUUUUAAUGUGGCUUAUGUUGUUGUUUAGGGAUUAAAUAAAAUGCACUUUGCUAUCUAAAUCUCGGAAAGUUGUCAUUAGAA
Brassica rapa (field mustard) is the source of this 1782-nucleotide messenger RNA. RefSeq names its product BAHD acyltransferase DCR. The record is from RefSeq and is a predicted model, not a curated record. Lineage: Eukaryota; Viridiplantae; Streptophyta; Magnoliopsida; Brassicales; Brassicaceae.